AUGCAGAAAAAGGCCAAACAUGAAAGAUAUCCUAGCGCCCUGCGACUGAUUAAGUUUUAUGGAAACUGUCGAGAAUUUCCGGAUGCCAAUAAAUUUGCAGCGUUUUUCACCUUUACGUGGAUAUUUGGUGAAUUGCUGUGUAAAUCACUGGUGUAUGUACAGAAUCUAUCAUCAAUCUGCUCUGUUUUAACUCUGACAGUUAUGAGUUUAGAAAGAUACUAUGCCAUACUACAUCCAUUGAAAGCUAAGUAUGUAUGCAGUGUGCGAAAAGCUAAAAGAGCUAUCGUUAUGAUUUGGCUACUGUCGAUUAUUUUAGCUUUACCUAUUGCCUUUCUACAGAAUCAUAAAGAAGUUGGAGUGGUAAGAAAGGGGUAUUGGUGUAUUAAAGACUGGGAAGAUUUACUAUUUAGUAGAGUAUAUGAAGUUUAUAUGUUCUGUAUGAUGUUAGUUAUACCAGUCUCUAUUAUGAUGUUUGCCUAUUGUAAUAUUAGUUUAGAACUAUGGCACGUCUCCAAUCAAAGAGUUAUCAUGAAAAAUGGCAGGCAAUAUCUUAUGGCUUCCACUAAAUCCAGUCCAUUUCAUAUUGGAUCAGAUAAAAGUCCGGUGAUCAAAUCAAGUGGCAUAUUUAAGAUUUCAUCAGAGGACGACCAAACCAGAAAACAGGUGAUUAAGAUGUUAGUUUCAGUAAUAAUCAUCUUUAUAAUCUGCUGGGCGCCGAUAUUAACCACUAACCUUCUUACAGCCUUUAAUAUACUUCAUCAUUUAAACUAUGGUUACCUAAAACCAAUGAGAUUUUCUUUUUAUUUACUCUCAUAUCUCAACAGUUGUGUUAAUCCCAUCAUUUAUGGAUUUAUGUCGAAAAGUUUUCGUCAGACAUUUCUGCACGCGAUAUGCACGUGCAUUCGAGGAAAGGCGUAUUCAAGAAGAAUGUAUUUUCUGCGUCAAAACUCAUCGCAGACGAGAUCUACUCAUUAUAAUACUAGUAGUAGAAAUUGUGAUAUAGAAUUAAACAGAACUGUUUGUGAUCAUAAUUGUGCUUAUGGUUCCUGUGACAAUGUAUAA
This is a messenger RNA of Lottia gigantea (owl limpet), 1062 nucleotides long. RefSeq lists its product as hypothetical. Gene Ontology annotation, molecular function: neuropeptide Y receptor activity. NCBI's taxonomy places the organism in Eukaryota, Metazoa, Mollusca, Gastropoda, Lottiidae. The transcript is spliced from 6 exons. Gene Ontology annotation, cellular component: membrane. The record is from RefSeq and is a predicted model, not a curated record. The coding region runs from base 1 to 1062 and encodes 353 amino acids. Gene Ontology annotation, biological process: G protein-coupled receptor signaling pathway.